AUGGACGGUAUUGCGCCGCCACCCGGUCCUCCGCCUCCCAAGGUGCCAGAGGGUUGGAAAGCCCAAUGGAACGAGCAAUACAAAGAAUGGUUCUAUGUCAAUAUCUACACUAAAAAGUCACAAUGGGAAAAGCCCACCGAACCUAUCUACCCACCACCCGAGGACGGCGCCCCUCCAGGGCCUCCUCCCGGAUACUCCAGCAACGGCAAGAGUUAUCCUGUGGACCAGAAGCCCAAUCCCUACGAUUCCGCAGGCUCCCACUCCCCUAACAACGUCGAAUCCGAUGCGGCGCUCGCCGCGCGUCUGCAAGCUGAGGAAAACGAGCGGGCACAAGGGUCAGGCAGCCGGAAUGCCUUCCAGGACUACCAGAACACACCUAUGCCCGCAUCACCGCAACCAUCUGGAUCUUCGCAACCGGAACUCCCACCGCGGGAGCAGAAGCGUGGCUUCUUGGGCAAGCUCUUAGGUAGGCCGGGCAGUAACAGCCCAAGCGGUUAUAGCAGUGCGAAUCAAUACCCGCCUCAGCAGCCUGCUUAUGGCGCUGGCGGAUAUGGUGCACGGCCAGCCUAUGGUCAGCCCCAAUAUGGUCAACCCCCAUAUGGUGGUCAACCGCAAUACGGAUACCAACAACCGGGCUAUGGGCCACCACCCCCAGCACCAUAUGGUGGCGGGUACGGAGGCGGUUACGGGGCACCGGCGCAGGCGGCGCCACCCAAGAAAAGCGGUAUGGGUGCGAUGGGAGGUGCAGCAUUAGGUCUCGGUGGUGGACUUAUCGGAGGCAUGUUGCUCGAGGACGCUAUCCAAGAUCAUGACCAGAACAUCUAUGAUCAAGGUUACGAUCAGGGUUACGACCAAGGUGAGGAUAAUGGAGAUUUCGGCGGGGAUGGAGGUGAUUUCGGCGGGGAUUUCUAA
Amorphotheca resinae ATCC 22711 is the source of this 912-nucleotide messenger RNA. RefSeq lists its product as hypothetical. The record is from RefSeq and is a predicted model, not a curated record. Gene Ontology annotation, molecular function: protein binding. Bases 1 to 912 code for a protein of 303 amino acids. Lineage: Eukaryota; Fungi; Ascomycota; Leotiomycetes; Helotiales; Amorphothecaceae. The transcript is spliced from 4 exons.